Molecule: messenger RNA, 1704 nt
Organism: Akanthomyces muscarius
Lineage: Eukaryota; Fungi; Ascomycota; Sordariomycetes; Hypocreales; Cordycipitaceae
Exons: 7
Coding region: 1-1704 (567 amino acids)
Source: RefSeq, a predicted model, not a curated record
AUGACACCUACGACGGAACAACCAACGCCUGACAAGGGCGCCAAGAAGCGAAUUAUCCUAUGCUGCGACGGCACCUGGUUUGACAGCGAUGAUGGGUUCAACAAGGCCACGCGAAAGAACAAAGCCACGCUGCAAGUGGCUUCCAAUGUGACGCGCAUCUCGCGCUGCUUCAAGCGCCGAUGCAGCGACGGCACCCUGCAGAUCAUCAACUACGAGUCGGGUGUGGGCACCGGCAGCAACACUGUCGACACACUGACUGGAGGUGCUUUCGGGCUAGGAUUAACACAGCGUGUCCGCGAAGCGUAUGCCUUUCUGUGCGCCAACUACGCGGACGGCGACGAGAUUAUCCUUGUCGGCUGGUCGCGCGGUGCCUUUACCGUACGAUCCGUCGCCGGCAUGAUAGGCAAGCUGGGCCUGCUCACCCGCGAGGGCAUGGACUCGUUUGUGCCCGUCUUCAAGGACAUGCAGCACUGGAAGGACGACGGCUACGAGGAUGCGUUUCCGGAGAUGCCCUUCCCGGACAAGCCCAAAGGCGCCGGCGCGGCCAAUAUCUACCGCCAGAGGCUCGAGAAGAUGGGCCUCACACGCGUCACCCAGGCGAGCGGCGAGCUCAUCAAGGUCAAGGCCAUUGGUGUCUGGGAUACCGUGGGCAGUCUGGGCAUCCCUAAAAUCGGAUGGCUGGACGCGCUGGGGAUUCGAGCCACCAACAACGAGUUCAAGUGGCAUGAUACGGAUCUUUCGGACCGUAUUGAGCACGCGUUUCACGCCUUGGCCCUGGACGAGAACAGAUCGCCGUACUCACCAGCCGUGUGGGAACGACGACCGGAGAAUAAACUGACGACCGACCUGCGCCAAGUUUGGUUUCCCGGCACGCACGGAAACUGCGGCGGUGGAGUCGAAGACGUCGGCAUGGCCAACAUCACACUGGCGUGGAUGAUGGAUCAGAUGGCCUCUGUCGGUGUAGAAUUCUACCCUCCAUCUGCUCUGCGCAUGAUUUCCCAGCAAGUCCGCCAGUAUGAGGCCAAAGCCGCCCAGCAAGCCGCCACCAGCAGCAGCACCCGCAAAGCAGCGCCUCAAUGGGCCGUCGAUGCCAUCUUCCAGGCCAACGCGCCCAUCCGGCCGUGGGCCAUGGGCGCCAUCCUGAAGCCGCCGAGCGUCGUCGACUGGUUCACGGGGCGCACGACCCGCACGCCGGGCCAGUACCGGCGCGUCGACCCCCUCGGCGCGCGUGCGCCUCGCGUGCCGCGGCCUCGCCGUCAACGACCAGGGCGGCUGGACGGCGCCGACGCUCGCCCGCCGCUGGCGGCUGCGCCGCACGACCGUGCAGUGGCCCAGUCCAUCGCGGGAGAGGGAGCAGGUGGAUGGGGGCGCAAGCCCAACGAGGAGGCGGGCGGGGAGCGCUGGGUGUGGGAGUAUUUCGGCCCGGACGAGGAUGCGCCGACGGGUGCCAGGGUGCUCGUUGAGGAGCCGCUCGGCCCGUAUGAGCGGUUCUUGCUGAACCAGACGGGCGGCACGCCGAAUGUGUAUGUAUUUGCAGAGGGCGAAAAGAUGGGCAGUGUGAUGGCGGGAAACGGCAACCAGGGUCGUGAGCAAGACUCGGGGACGGAGACGGACAUGUCGGGUGCAAACCUCUUUCUCUCAUUGCCCUCCUUUCGCUCUCCACCAUUGGCGCGGCCAUCUGUGGUAUUGCUGGGUUUACAUUAG